GAUCAGAUUAAAUCAAAACCAACAUCAAGAUUUCUAGGGUAAGAAAACACAACAUCCCUUGUAUCGGUAUGAUAUUCUCAUUAAUUUAAUAAAUAAAUUAUGUGUUGUUUGACAAGUCACAGUAUUAUCACUUUAAACGCAUGUUCUCAGUGUAGUAAUGUUUUGCAUUACAAUGCAUAUACUUGGGAAGUUCCCAGAUAUGGUAGUCUAAUAAUAAAUAACUGCAUAGCACCCAAAGUAAUUUUUGUCUUCGAUGACAGCAUAUUCCUUCGGAUAUUUUUCCUUGAGAACAGAAAGUGUAUGUGUUGCUGUAAAAAGCUAUCACUGACUUUUGCAGCCAAUGCUAAGCACUAAUUAUGCCAAUUCAAUGAGUAAACAAUCUGUGUGGUACUUUGCUUUAAUAGCCACAAGAUGAUGCUGUUUUCCUUAGUAAACCACAGAAUACUUUUUUUCUGCAGUAUAACUAGUUUAGGUAGGCCAUCUGACUGCUUUAUUGUACUAUCAGCAAACCAAAUUGUUCAACAUAAGGACAUUUUAGGGACAUGUGCCAGGGUCUGUGUGUGACUGACCAGGUAUCAAACCAGGUUCCUCAGACAUUAUCUGACAUGCUGUAUUAGAUGCAUAUUUCACCUAAUAUUGUAAGUAGAUUAAAAGUCUAUACUGAAAUGCAAAAAGUACAUUUUGGUACUUGGGGUCUGCAAGUAGACCUUGGCCCAUACGAACAGUGAAUGCACACUCAAUUCUUGUUUUUCAAUGUAACCUACCUAUAGAGCAAUGGAAUUGGUUUGAAACUGAACAAGGGUGUUAGCUCGAUCUUUUGUCAGGUUGAGAAAAAAGUGUAUUCACCUUGUUUUAAACACUGUAUCAUGUAGAAUUCAUGAUGGUCUCUUUGUAGGUUCAACGUUUGGUCGGUGAAACUACAUUCCCCAUACUGCGCUAGUGCGCAGCGUCGUGUCGUGAGCUGUCACUCUGCCCGGAGAAAUUGGUCCAGCAUCUCUGAGCAGUGGACUGCGUGACAGGGACCAUAAAAUUAGUUGAAAUUGUCUCCCCUAUUACUCUUUAUUUGCGAUGCGUUCCUUAUGGCUAUGAUAAAAACGGAUUGUUAAAAGGAAUCUUACGUCUUGUAAUUCUCGUUGGAGAACCGGACUGUUUGUCAAUGAGAUAUGUGGAGUCGCUCUAUCCAUCGGUGUUAACGCAGAAAAAUAGAAGAUGAAGAAGCAAUUCAAUAGAAUGCGACAGCUCGCCAACCAAACAGUGGGCAGAGCUGAAAAAACAGAAGUAUUAAGUGAAGACCUUCUACAAGUGGAGAAGCGGCUGGAGCUGGUCAAGCAGGUGUCCCACAGCACCCACAAGAAGCUGACCGCCUGUCUGCAGGGCCAACAGGGGGUGGAUGUGGAGAAGAGAUCUGUCAGAUCGCCCUCGAAAAAGCUACCCCUCACAACACUAGCACAAUGUCUGGUGGAGGGAGCAGCAGUGUUGGGCGAUGACUCGCUACUGGGGAAGAUGCUGAAGCUGUGCGGUGAGACACAGGAGAAGAUGGCUCUGGAGCUCAUCCUGUUUGAGUUCACUAUUGAGAGAGACGUGGUGGAACCCCUAUACGAACUGGCAGAGGUGGAAAUCCCCAACAUCCAGAAACAAAGGAAACAUUUAGCAAAACUGGUUUUGGACAUGGACUCGGCACGCACAAGGUUCCACCAGUCCUCCAAGUCUGGUAUGUCCAGCAACGUGCAGCCAGGGGCCAAGGGCGAGCACCUCAGGGAAGAGAUGGAAGAAGCAGCCAAUCGAAUGGAGAUCUGUCGAGAUCAAUUAUCAGCAGACAUGUACAAUUUUGUGGCCAAAGAAAUUGACUAUGCAAGCUACUUUCAGACAUUGAUAGAGGUGCAGGCAGAGUACCACAGGAAGUCGUUAGAGCUCCUCCAGAAUAUUCUGCCUCAGAUCAAAGCCCACCAGGAGACCUGGGUGGAGAAGCCAUGCUAUGGGAAACCCUUAGAGGAGCACCUUGCCCUCAGCGGGCGGGACAUUGCCUUCCCCAUCGAAGCCUGUGUCACCAUGCUGCUGGAGUGUGGCAUGCAGGAAGAGGGCCUGUUCAGAGUAGCGCCCUCGGCCUCCAAACUGAAGAAGCUCAAGGCGUCUCUAGACUGUGGGGUGAUGGACGUACAGGAGUACUCUGCAGACCCUCACUCCAUCGCAGGUGCUUUGAAAUCCUACCUACGGGAACUCCCUGAGCCACUGAUGACCUUUGAACUUUAUGAUGAAUGGAUCCAAGCUUCUAACAUUCAAGACCAGGACAAGAGACUCCAAGCCCUCCUCACAGCCUGCGAGAAACUACCCCUGGCCAAUGGCAACAACUUCAAGUAUUUAAUAAAAUUCCUCGCCAAGUUAGAUGACUACCAGGAUGACAAUAAAAUGACUCCUGGGAAUAUUGCAAUAGUCUUGGGUCCCAACCUGCUGUGGACAACGCAGGAAGGGAACAUUACAGAGACGAUGACCACUGUCUCCCUGCAGAUUGUAGGCAUUAUUGAGCCCAUCAUCCAGCACGCUGACUGGUUCUUCCCUGGAGAGAUUGAGUUUAAUGUCACAGGAAACUAUGGCAGCCCGGUCCACACCAACCACAAUGCCAAUUACAGCUCCAUGCCCUCUCCGGAUAUGGACCAUUCCGAUCGCAAGCACAAUGACCAGAGCCGACGUCCGCUCAGUGUGGCCACUGACAAUAUGAUGCUAGAGUUCUAUAAGAAGGAUGGCAGCGUUAGGAAAAUUCAAAGCAUGGGGGUCAGAGUGAUGGACACCUCUUGGGUGUCGCGCAGAGGCUCGUCGUCAGUGCGUAAAACCUCCUCCACGCCCCCGAGUAUGCAGACAUCGCUCCCUCCCUCAGACGCUCUCAUACCUGAGCAGGGGGAGCUCUCUGCGUCCCCCUUACCAACCCCUCCUCCCGCUGGCAGCGACCGUGCCAGUAGUCUGAUGAACAAGGAGCUGUCUCCAGUGAUUGGACAGAAGGGCUUCCAGGGAACAGCACCCUCUGGUGGGCCAUCACAGCCCUCUGAACAUAGCCCUCACACCCUGAGAAGAGCUAAAAAGCUGGCCCCCAUCCCACCUAAGCACUACUCUCAGUCUGGGGGAAUGUCUGACCAGUCCACAGGUCAGCCCUCUCCAGUCAGCCUGUCCCCCACCCCUCCUAGUACCCCUUCCCCGUAUGGCUUUGGCUACCCUCAGGGCUACGCCACCAUCGGCUCUCCGGGACAGGCUCAGACCGCCACCCUCUCCUCCCCUCCCUCGCUAGCCGGCACCCUCACCAAGGCCAGGCCCACUCCCAAGCCUCCCCGGCAGAGGCCCAGCCUGCCCCCGCCACAGCCCCCCAGCACCCCUGGCUCCAGCCCCCAACCCCUGGAGCACAGUGGUGGCCUGCUGGAUGGAUUGUCUCCUGGGGAGAGCAUGUCCACAGCGGUAUGAGGUGAAUGGUUCAAUAUGGACUAAAUGUGAAAGGGCCUUUUAGGACUCUUUCUGCAACCUGGAUAUCCCCAUCAUCAACGUUGAACUGGAUGACAUCUUCGAUGAGCCUAAGAUGGUCCCCUACAGGAACUCAGUGGCGGUAGUCCAGCCUACCCCCAAGACAGAGUCAGAGGAAGAGUCUGAGAGCACGAUACUAUGACAUCACGAGUUUCCACCCCCAGCCCUACUAUUCUAGCCUGUCCCCAGGACCCAUUCUCUGACCUUUGACUCACUCCAGACCUCACCUCCACCCAUAGAGACCAAACACUGGGUUCAGCCCUGUAAAGCAAAGUUAAUCUUAUAACCUGAAAUAUAUAUGAAUACAGAAAAUACAUACAGUAUAUCCACAUCCAGAGAGUUUCUCUCUGAGACUGUGGGGGGAGGGACUUUUGAUACACAGAAUCGGACACAAUGCUUUGUUUUUAUGUUGACUGGAUUCCUUUGAUUCUGUCUGUGGUGCAUUCAUUUUUAAGAAUUUUAUUUUUCAACAAUUGCGUUUAUUUUUCUUUACUUUUGCCUUAUUUGAGUCAUUUCCAAUAUUGCCUCUAACUUCACAUACAAGACAUGAAAACGAUUUGCUCGGUGGAAUGGAUUCUACUCUUUUGAGUGUAGUAGUAAAGGAAAGGGACAGUAGAUUUCUGAUUUCCUCUCCCUGUCACCAAGUCUAUAGCAUUCCUUUUGACACCAUCAUAACCCAUCCCUCAUACUUUGAAAUCACUGGCAACCCCUUGUUCCUUCCUGGCUGAAUGUGUGUUUGUGAAUUGUGUGAUGUGUUUGGAAAUGUGCUGCAUCAUUAAGUGGCGAGUUCUGCCAUAGAAAAUAUAUAUGGUACUGCAAGACCAGUUUGAGCUUGAAUCCCCAAUCACGCUCUUCAAAGGGAGAUUAAGAUUGCAUUUGGCUGUUAGAUGGGAAGUUUCAUCUGGAUAAUAUAGUAUUGACUAUUUAAAAUGACUGUUUAUACUGUACAUUUCAGAGUAAAUGAUAUUAACAGUGAUACAAGAGAUAUUAUAUGUGUCAUAUAAUAUAAGAAUACAACCAUAGGUAUACAGAUAUAGAAUUAUAAAUACGGUAUACAGAUAUUCUAUAGUAUAGCAUGUACUUGAUUGUACAUUAUCAUAGGAGAGGCUGUAGAGGGAAUGGGACAUAGAAACAGAAGAAACAGAAUAAUUCUAUAUAAAAGGAAUGGAAUGCUGAAAAGUGAGUAUGAGUGGAAUGUGCAGGGUGGGACUAUACCUCCUCUCUGUGGUCUCUGCACUCAGCCUCAGCUUCUUUAAUGAGCGCCCUGAGAGCCUUAUCUGGCAAGAGCCUGUCAAUGGGGAGCCUGCUCAGCUGUUUGAAAGCCAAUAUUGAAAACUUUUUUGUUAGAGCAAGUGUGUAUAUGAGUGCGGUCUUGUAUGUGUGGGUGUUAUCCAGAAUAUAGAUACAUUUCUUCUGGUGCUAGAACAUAUGUUUAUAUUCUAUCACACAGGGAAUGAGAAUAGGCUCUCAUUGAAAUUAUACGGCGGUUGCUGUUUCAGUUCCCUAUACCCCCCCCCCCCUUUAGUAAGAGGAAUCCACCAUAUAAAGAAUUUGAUGAUGAGGAAUGUCAAUAAGUAUUUGCUGUUGUGCUGAAAGUAUUUAUACCGAUGAUUACGGUGCAGAGGAGUAUGAUUGACAUCCACAACACAUAAUAUCAAUGUUCCAAUCUGAUGAUCCAGUGAUGGGGUUCAAAGGUGAGGGGCCCGCCCAUGACCAACACGUUCCAUGAAACGUUCCAUCCAUAACACUGAUUAGUGUUUGGAAGCCACAACAAACGCUGCUCUUUCAUGCACUUACGUUCAAGUGCUAUAUAUUUUAUCCAUCACAACACUAUUGUAAAUACUGAAGCCUCUGUAUAUGUGUGUAUAUAAAAAGGCGAGAGGAUGAAAUAUAUACAGUACCAGUCAAACGUUUGGACACAUCUACUCAUUCAAGGGUUUUUAUUUUUACUAUUUUCUACAUUGUAGA
This is a messenger RNA of Salmo salar (Atlantic salmon), 5472 nucleotides long. Lineage: Eukaryota; Metazoa; Chordata; Actinopteri; Salmoniformes; Salmonidae. The record is from RefSeq and is a predicted model, not a curated record.